Messenger RNA from Closterium sp. Naga37s-1, 1155 nucleotides. NCBI's taxonomy places the organism in Eukaryota, Viridiplantae, Streptophyta, Zygnematophyceae, Desmidiales, Closteriaceae. The record is from the annotation of a GenBank genome assembly.
AUGCGCAUGGACAUGCAGGGAGGGGAUGGCGUGUGUGGCAUCAACGUGCUGCCUGGCAUCUACCCCAUUGUCAAGAUUCCAGGGGACCCGUGUGGCUUGAAGAGCUACAAGGGCGAUGGAGAUCUGCAGCCCAGCAUGAACCCGUGCGGUCGCUUCACCUGCAUGCCCUUCCCCAAGACCAACAACAACACCUGCACCUGCACUCUUCCCGCCCCCCAGACCAAGCAGCCCUUCAUUGAGGGUGCAAACGGUUAUGGAAACACCUGUGUCUAUGUGGACGUGUGUGGGUCGUACUUCAAGAACCCUUGCGCCGUGGGCACAUGCAUCAACGAUGGCAAGGGCUCCUAUUCCUGCAUCUGCCCACUCAACUACGUCCCCAGCACAGCCAUCGACAACUUCCCCACCUGCGACCCAGCUAACACCACCGCUGUCAACAUGGUUGUGAAAGGAGACAACUGGUGGUGCUCAGACAUCUACCCUCUCGUGGGCCUCACCCAAUCGCAGUUCACAUCGCAGAACCCAUCACUCAUCUGCACCAAAGCCUUGCCAAAAGGAAGAACACUUCGGAUCGUCAAUACUCCUGCCAUCCCCUGCACUGCGUACUUCUACACUCUCAGCGGCGACACGUGUCUUUCCAUUGCCACCUCUCUUCGCACCACCGUGACUGAUCUCCUGAAUCUCAACCCCGGCCUUGACUGCGUGCAAACCAUGAAGGCCGGCCGUUCUAUCUGUGUGGAGCGCAACGAAACCUAUGCCUACAGCGUCCCUGAGUGUGUGAAAUACACCAUUCUCACAGCAGACGACACGUGCGAGAAAAUGCUGCAGGGGCAGGGAUUGCAGAACGAUCCGUCUAUCUGGGCUGAGCUCUACCGCAACAAUCCCGGUCUUCUCUGCUCCAAGGUCGUCCCUUCCUCUGCCUCGGCCGUUGGCAGCAAUGCUGGCGUGGAGGUGUGCCUCAAAGCGGAAUAUUGGCCGUUUGAACUCGGUAAAUGCAAUAAGGGCCGGCCCAAGAAUGUGUCGCCAUCGCUGUCCUGCUCUGCUGCUUAUAGCUACUAUGGUGGCACCAUGACCCAAGCAGCUGGACAUUUCAAUACCUACAACGGCAAUGCUUGUGCCAAGAAUGUUGGGUCAAAGUUUAUUUGUGUCCCACGAUAG